This is a messenger RNA of Protobothrops mucrosquamatus (brown spotted pit viper), 1358 nucleotides long. RefSeq names its product transforming growth factor beta 1 (gene TGFB1). Gene Ontology annotation, cellular component: extracellular region. The record is from RefSeq and is a predicted model, not a curated record. Bases 1 to 1242 code for a protein of 413 amino acids. The transcript has 7 exons. Gene Ontology annotation, biological process: regulation of cell population proliferation; BMP signaling pathway; transforming growth factor beta receptor signaling pathway. NCBI's taxonomy places the organism in Eukaryota, Metazoa, Chordata, Lepidosauria, Squamata, Viperidae. Gene Ontology annotation, molecular function: growth factor activity; cytokine activity; type III transforming growth factor beta receptor binding.
AUGAUGGGGUCAAGGAGCGGCAACAGGCCCUGGGGCUUCCUGGGGGCGCCGGGGGUCUCGCAGCAGGCCACGGGCUGGCUCCUCCUCCUCCUGGUGGUCCUCCAGCAGCUUUGCUCCAGUUGGGCCUUCUCCACUUGCAAGACCCUGGACAUGGACCUGAUGAAACGGAAGCGGAUCGAGGCCAUCCGGGGUCAGAUCCUGAGCAAACUCAAGUUCCCGAAGCCCCCCGAGGUGGAAGACUCCGAGCCGAAGGUCCUGUCGGAGGAGGUGAUGGCCCUCUACAACAGCACCUUGGAGGUGAUCCGGGAAAUGGCAGACGAGGAACCGCAGGAGACCGUCCACGAAGAGUACUACGCCAAGGAGGUGCACCGCUUCACGAUGCUCUCCGUUAACCACCCAAGCUACGGUGACCAGUACAAGAAGGAUGACCAAAACGUCUACUUUGGAUUCGAAAUCGGACCAAUCCGGCAGGUCCUUAGCGACCCCAACUUGCUGUACCGUGCAGAGCUGAGGAUGCACGCCUCUGGGAACGGACAAGAGCAGCGAAUGGAGCUUUACCAGCAAAAAGCCCACUCUGGGAAUGACUCCACUUGGUACUACCUGCAAGGGCUGUCGGUGAAGAUGAAGAGCGAAAAAGAAUGGCUGUCCUUCGACGUCACCAACGUCCUCCGGUUGUGGCUCGCAAGUAGAGACGAGCUGGGAAGAUUUCGACUUGGCACUCAUUGUUCCUGUGAUGGCGAACGAAAUGAUCUAGCGAUAAAAAUCGAAGGCAUCACCGUCAAACGAGGGGACCAGGGUCCAUUAAGUCUGGACACAAAGCAGCGGCCGUACCUGCUGAUCAUGGCCACCACUCCGGAACGAGCUGAUUCCUCAAGUCACAAGCGGAGAAAACGGGCCGCUCCGGAUGCAGAGUUCUGCAGCAGUCAAUCACCGGAAGCGAAGAAUUGCUGCGUACGCCGUUUCUACAUCGACUUCCGAAAAGAUUUAAAAUGGAAGUGGAUCCACGAACCCAAAGGCUACUACGCCAAUUUCUGCAUGGGGCCUUGUCCCUAUCUCUGGAGCUCAGACACUCAAUACAGCAAGGUCCUCGCUCUCUACAACCUGCACAAUCCCUCGGCCUCAGCCGCACCCUGUUGUGUCCCCGACGAGCUGGAGCCGCUGGGCAUCAUUUACUACGUCGGGCGACAAGCCAAAGUAGAACAACUUUCCAACAUGAUUGUCAAAUCCUGCCGGUGUAGCUGAGAAAUAGGAUCGGUGGCGGACUUGGGAUUGCCGUUCGGGACAGUUUGGAACGUCUGAAAGAUCCCUCUGGGGACGGAGUCAGGACUGUGAGGACGUCGGCUUCGUUUUCCCUUCUG